CUGGAUUGAGCCCAAAAGUUCAAUGGAUGAAAUGAAACCUUUCGGGUUUCGCAACCUGUCUUGUUUACCAAGAAAAGCCAAAGCAAACAUCCCUAUUCUUCUUUCUAUCUCUCGAGGAUCCAGCUUUUGGAUCAAACUAAAGAUGUUCCUCACAAGGACCGAGUAUGACCGAGGAGUGAACACUUUCUCUCCUGAAGGAAGAUUGUUUCAGGUUGAAUAUGCUAUUGAAGCCAUCAAGCUAGGUUCAACUGCAAUUGGGUUAAAGACACGUGAAGGUGUUGUGCUUGCAGUUGAGAAGCGUAUCACUUCGCCACUGCUGGAGCCCGGUAGUGUGGAGAAAGUUAUGGAAAUUGACUCACAUAUUGGAUGUGCUAUGAGUGGAUUAAUUGCCGAUGCUCGUACGCUUGUUGAGCAUGCACGUGUAGAAACUCAGAACCAUAGAUUCUCUUAUGGUGAGCCCAUGACAGUGGAGUCUACAACACAAGCACUCUGUGAUCUGGCUCUACGAUUUGGUGAAGGCGAUGAGGAGUCCAUGUCUCGUCCAUUUGGGGUGUCACUUCUCAUUGCUGGUCAUGAUGAGAAUGGUCCUAGCCUGUAUUAUACAGAUCCAUCUGGCUCAUUUUGGCAAUGCAAUGCAAAGGCUAUUGGUUCAGGAUCAGAGGGUGCAGAUAGCUCUUUGCAAGAGCAAUAUAACAAGGACAUGACUCUUCAAGAGGCUGAGGCAAUUGCACUUUCCAUUCUGAAGCAAGUUAUGGAAGAAAAGGUGACUCCCAACAAUGUUAACAUUGCAAGGGUGGCUCCAACAUAUCAUUUGUAUACCCCUGCAGAGGUGGAGACCGUCAUUAGUCGCUUAUAAGAAGAAAAACAAUGUCGUGAAAUUUCCUUCGACAUGAUUUUUAUUCCGAUUUCUUGCCUAAACUGCUUGUCUCCUUAUUAGUUGGGAAAGCAGAGGAUUGGAAUUCCACACAAUUUUGUCUGGAAUGGGGCUAAGUUGUUGUGCUACUUAGUUGUGCAACUGGAUCUCAUCUCAUCAGAAUGAAACACAAAUAUUUUUUUUUU
Molecule: messenger RNA, 1059 nt
Organism: Hevea brasiliensis (rubber tree)
Lineage: Eukaryota; Viridiplantae; Streptophyta; Magnoliopsida; Malpighiales; Euphorbiaceae
Product: proteasome subunit alpha type-5
Exons: 9
Coding region: 23-856 (277 amino acids)
Biological process (GO): proteasome-mediated ubiquitin-dependent protein catabolic process
Cellular component (GO): proteasome core complex; nucleus; proteasome core complex, alpha-subunit complex
Source: RefSeq, a predicted model, not a curated record